Messenger RNA from Amoebophrya sp. A25, 205 nucleotides. The record is from the annotation of a GenBank genome assembly. NCBI's taxonomy places the organism in Eukaryota, Dinophyceae, Syndiniales, Amoebophryaceae.
CUGCGCCUUGGACAGUCGUUGGUGUCCGGUUGCGAACAACAGCCUCUGACGAUAUUGAAGGAGAUGGCGAUGCAGGACGUCGGACAAAUGGAGCAUCUACUCUUUCACGGAGGGAUCAACGUGCUCAAGAAGAACACAGUAGUUGUUCGCCUGGUGGAGAAUCUUCGAACGAUCUCCAUGGUCAUCCACUGACAUCGAGUAUCAC